AUGGUGCCCCCUUCUCCUUUUGCAGCUAAUGGUGUUAGUCCUGCUGCUGCUGCUGCAGCAGCAGCAGCAGUAACAAGCAGCAGCGAUAACAACAGCAGCAGCAGCAGCAGCAAUAUUCCCCCUUUGCUGCAUGCAUUAGUAGGACUUCCUUCAAUGGAGGAAUUUAAAGAAAGAAUAAAAUUGGAGAAAUUUGCAGAAAAAUUAAAAAAUGCAAAAAAAAAUUCACAAAAAAAUAUUGAGCUACAUAAGCCUCUUGUUCAACGUCUAAAAGCAGAACUAGAGUGUUUAGACACUGCGCUUAAGGACAUCCUGGAGAAAGAAGAGGCUUUGAAGCAGCGGAUGCCGUUUGCGUCCAGCAGCUCCUAA
Molecule: messenger RNA, 366 nt
Organism: Eimeria maxima
Lineage: Eukaryota; Apicomplexa; Conoidasida; Eucoccidiorida; Eimeriidae
Exons: 4
Coding region: 1-366 (121 amino acids)
Source: RefSeq, a predicted model, not a curated record